AUGGCCGAGGACAGCAAUCGCCGUAAGGCUGGGGGAAUGAAUGAUUCAUCAGAUCGCGGUGAUGCUAGAACUGGCGGUAUUGGCUCUAACGACAAGAUUGUCUCGGAAUCUAGACACAAACAAGCCAUUCCUCCAAACAGCCUGCAACGUGCCACCUCAUGCGACUCAAUGUUCCAGAUUGGGCGGAGGAGACAGCCUCAGUCUUCUCUUUCUCCACUUGUGUCAUGGGAUGAUACUAGCUUGAUCAAUAGGCACCAUGUUGCUCCAAUGUCUUAUGUCGAGGAUUCCGUGUCGAUCCAUCAGCCUGGCGCUGUUCUGACAUCUCGUAUCGAUGAUUCUGCGUCAACCCACAAGCCUCAGACUGCUCCAACAUUUCGAUCACGUUUUUCUACCUUGAUCAGUCAACUUCGUGUUGCUCCAACAUCGAAUUUCGAAGAUCUUUUGGCUGCUAUACGGGAGAAUCAGCGCAAGACAACCUUGUCUGGUGCUGCGUUGGAGGGGGAGGAGAAUCGGCGUCAGAUGGACAAAAUCAUGGCGGAUCCAGCUCAGAUGAGUGCAGCUCAGAUGGGAAUAAUUAUCAGACGAACCCAAAACAUAAAUGCUUUUGAUGGCCCGAGGAGCAAAAAGCACAGUGAUGCAGAGCAAUUCUCGGGAUUUUCUUCGCCAGCAGAGAGUGAUUCGGAGGUCAAUUUUGCAGAAAAUCGUCUUCUACACCCCGAUGAAUAUUUCCAGGAGCUUGAUGAUCUAGGUUCUGUGGUGUUCCAAAAAUCAAUGUUCCAUUUCUACACGGAUGGAACAGUUGGCGCCCCAUUCGAUGGUACGAUUCGCUUUAAAGCCUCAUUUGUCGAAAAUCUACCGUUUCAAAAGUUCUCUUACAAUAAUAUACUUGACUUUUGUCUCAAGGUCGCAAGUUCGGCAAACGAAGAUUCUGUCGGGACUAUUUCAGGAGUUGGCGGACACUAUACCAACCAUCAAAUGUAUCAUCGAGCAAUCGAAGAUUUGAACCACCUCAUCGAAUGUCGCAACAUCAUUUCCGCAGUCUGGGAAAGUCUUCAACAAAUGAGAUCUAUUCAUUACUGCGAGGAGUUUAUCAGUCUGAUUGUUCUCGACAGCACUCGGGCUGGUUUAGCCAGGCUCGUGAGGAUCGAACGUAGCAGGAUAGAACAACUAGCGUUAACGUUUGAGACAUGUCUGUUCCAAGUCAUGUCUCAGGAUCCUGUCAUGGUCUUGUUCGGCAAUGUCUCUGAACUGUCGAAGGAGCUCACAAUCGCGUGUCAAGAGCUGCUCCUUAAGCUCGAUGUGAUGAUUCCAGGCGCUCAUGACAGGAAAGAUAUUUGGCGGUGUGUAGUUCACGUUCUUGAUAUGGCAGUCCUCUCCUACACUGGUGCGCAUACACAGUUCCUUGGCAGUCAUACAAUUACAUCGGUAUCACUCCCUGGCCCGUUCCAGGAAGUGCAGCGCUACAGAUUCUGCCGAAGAUCUUUUUCGUGCCUCGACGGGUUUCUAAGAGGACAGCAAGCGUGGGUACUUGAAGUGGUUCUGCCAGGGAUAUUUGAGGUCAACCCGCCCCUCUUGUCCCUGUUAACAGACGCCGAGACUUUUGGGGACAUAUGGGGUCCAAUGUGGAAAUCUUACGCUCUUGGUGAAGAAGAACGUAUCGUUCAGUACAAUGUUGGGAACGGGGUUAUACUUCCUUGGAAGCCACAAUCACCAACCUCAUCCGAGGUUCGAAAGGGUGAAGUAUUCUGUCACUGGAUGGCGGACGAGGAUCGUCGUGACGACGAGGGCUCUGCCGAUUCAACCACUCUUCGCCCAAACGAUACUCUGCUAAUUGGAGCCCCUGUAACAUUGGCAGUCAAUGGCCAAUGUGAAUCCUCCUUCAUUUAUCAAAAACAAAGUUUGAGGGAUUCUGGAGCUCUUUCAGAACCCGGAACAAUAAGGAAUGGAAGGAUACUAAGUUCGGAGCUAGUUCGAGUGCAAGUUGGCGGAAGAUAUGCGAACUUUGAAUACACUCGAAAACAUAAAAGACGAGAACAAACGCUAAAGCAAUGUUUGAUCGAAGACUGGAAGCACAACUCUCAAAGCCGCAAGGUUAGACAUCUGGAGUUCAAGCUGGGUCUAGAGGUUUCGACAUGUACCCGUAACGCCCGCCGAGUCAGAUUGAUUGAGCUACUUGGCACACGGACAAUGCGAAAUCAUUUGCAGAAUGGAUCUUUCCAAUGGCACAGCAAAGACUGUGAAGAAAGCUUCUACUCAGCAAUUCAGGACCAGGAUUACACAGCCUUUCAUCUUUCAAAUGCAAUUGAGUAUUGCUUGGACGCAUUAAAAGACACUGGGAAAAACGAGAAAGACCUCGAAAUGUUUUGGGCACCUGACGAGGAACCAGGCCUAAAAGUGACCUUGAAGUCCACUGAGCUUUCUUGGAUUGGUUUCUUAGAAGAAACUGCAACGAGCGGGACACUGGCUGUACUAGAAGACCUGUGCCUGGAACUUUCGAUUCUGGACAUAGGGAAGAAGUGCCAAAACGCUCAUUUUGACCCAAGACAUAUCGGCAGCAAUACUUUUACCCCGGAACGAGCUUGCAAAGGCUCGAUACUAGAAACUUCUGUGCAACUCAACCAGCUAUAUGUUCCUUCUUCUAUUAGCGGGGCAAAUGGCAGAAGGUUCGGCUAUGAUAGCUCGCCUCCGAAAUAUGAUUACUUUUGGUCUCUGUCAUCGCUAAAAGAGGGUGAUAGUUUUAGCUUCGGCCAAAAGGGCUCUUUGGAAGUUAUCACAGCAUUAAAUCAAGGCCAGAUACUGGCAAAGUGGAUCAAACCCAAGGUUAUCUCCAAGGUACUCGGCAGCAGCCAAACGCCGAGAGAGCACUACGAAUGCAUACGAGACGAGAAUGAGAAAACCAGCCCUGUACAUUUUUUCAUUCUCAGUAACGCUCCAAGCAAAGUAUCCUCAGGGCAAUAUCUAUACAGACCAUCUUCUCACGCCAACUCGUCGUCAGUCGGGUCUGGGGGGAAAGAAUAUACUGUCGACUUUUCUAAGGAUGGGCAACCUCGAACCGGAAUCAAUCAAACAGUUAUCCCUCAAGACAGACCCGACGCACUGAGAGACAUCUUCUACGGCGGGGAAAUUACCAACUCGGAUGCCCCUGAAAACAUGAGUAUGUCCGUCAAUUGA
Molecule: messenger RNA, 3171 nt
Organism: Hyaloscypha bicolor E
Lineage: Eukaryota; Fungi; Ascomycota; Leotiomycetes; Helotiales; Hyaloscyphaceae
Exons: 3
Coding region: 1-3171 (1056 amino acids)
Source: RefSeq, a predicted model, not a curated record